Molecule: messenger RNA, 442 nt
Organism: Centruroides sculpturatus (bark scorpion)
Lineage: Eukaryota; Metazoa; Arthropoda; Arachnida; Scorpiones; Buthidae
Product: G patch domain-containing protein 11-like
Exons: 3
Coding region: 64-342 (92 amino acids)
Cellular component (GO): kinetochore
Molecular function (GO): nucleic acid binding
Source: RefSeq, a predicted model, not a curated record
GCGACGAAUGGUUGUCACGUGGUUUGUUUAUUUGAUCUAUUCUCCCAGUCGUGAUCAAUCGAAAUGGAUGAAAUUGAUUAUAUGUCCGAUAACUUAUUGAGUAAUUGCAGUGAUGUUCGACCAGGUUUGAUACAUUCACAGUCUGUCAAACGGAAACAUAAAAUAGAACGGAAACAAUUAGAAGCUAAUAAGAAGAGUUUUACCAAACCAUUGAAGAAAUUAGAAGAAGAAAGAAGAUUGGAAGGGUUAAAUUCUGCAUUAACUUCUAAUAAUAAAGGAUUUGAAUUGCUACAAAAAAUGGGUUAUAAACCAGGCAUGGUAAUUGGAAAAGAAGGUGGUUAAUAUAUUAAAAUUUUUUUUAUCAUUACUAACAAUUUACUAAAAUUUAUCUUUGAGUAAAUCAGUUAUUACAAUUAGAAUCUCUUGCAGCAUCAUAAAAAUU